UCAGCCCAUGGCAAAAACCCCUAAACCCUCAUCUAACAUCCUGCGUAUGUAGAUCGGAGGGCGUGUGCAAGCAACUUCAUUCUCUUCCGUGUUUAGACCCUGAUCAGCUCAAGAAGAUGCCUCACAAGGCUAAAAGACGCCGCCUUUCAUCAUCUUCUCGGCCGCAGACGUUCUCGCCCUUCGCUCGUUCGCUCGCUCUCGCUGCGUCUGCGAGCUCGAGAAGCAAGCAUGAUGCCCACGGGUCCAAUUGCCGCACAGACGCUUCUGAUGAUGGGUUUGGCAAGAAUGCUCAGAAAGAGAAGAUUAAACGGACCGAAUCCUCUGACGAAGAGAGCACGCAUUCCCAGUCUUCUGGUGAUGGUGAUGAUGAUGAUGAUGAAAUUGAAGGCGUUGUUCAAGCUGAUUUUGCUUUUUUCGACCCGAAACCGAGCGACUUUCAUGGAGUGAAGAUUCUGCUACAGAACUACCUUGGUGAUGAGGAAUGGGACUUGAGUGGCUUUGUAGACCUAAUACUGGGACAGACAACAGUGGGGACUGUCGUUAAGAUAGAGGGUGCUGAAGAUGACGGACUUUUCUCUGCUGUUUCCGCACUUAACCUGGACAGAUAUAAGGAUCAUAGAUGUAUUAUCGAGCUGAAGGAGUACCUCCUUAAAGUGUGCCCAGAGAAUGAUGUGAUAAGUGAUCUCAGAGCAAUUCUGAAUGAGCAAGCACCGCACACUGGUCUUUUGGUGUCUCAGCACGUGAUGAAUUUUCCUCCCCAGCUUUUGCCACCUCUCUAUGAUGCACUCUUUGAUGAAGUCUCAUGGGCUACAGAAGAUGAGCCCACUGAGGAGCUGCGGAACUCUUUCAAGUUCAGUAAUUAUUUACUUGUGAGCAAAAUUCAUAAGCUGAAGAGCGGUUCCCAGAAAAGUAAACGAAACAGCAAUCCUGUCAGAGAUGCAGAUAUUAUAUUCAGUAAGCUCGAAGAUGAAAUCAUUUAUAAGCUCAGCUCAUGGUCCUUCAAUUUUCCGUUGCGCACUCCACCUGUUACAAAUCAUGAGCUUAAGAAUUACCAGGUGACAGGGUUAGUCAUGGCAGUAAAAGCAGAGAAAGUUACGCAGUUCCGAGAAGAGUUAAAAUCUCUGAUUGAUGAGUCGUGAGACUG
This is a messenger RNA of Rhodamnia argentea, 1144 nucleotides long. RefSeq names its product protein BCCIP homolog. Gene Ontology annotation, cellular component: nucleus. The transcript is spliced from 8 exons. The record is from RefSeq and is a predicted model, not a curated record. Bases 117 to 1139 code for a protein of 340 amino acids. Lineage: Eukaryota; Viridiplantae; Streptophyta; Magnoliopsida; Myrtales; Myrtaceae.